GACACUUAUUAGUGGACCUACAACACGCAUGAGCUUUAGUACGCAUCUUACGUUCAUACUGACAGCCGCGCAUCAAAUUGAAAAAAUCUCCGUUUACAUGGAUAAUUUUCUAAACUGUAGGUACAUCGAAAACGGCUGGGAAAAGAAUGUAACGCACUCGGUUUCAUAUGAUUCAGUGGAAUCAGUGCCAAAUACGAAGCAGAGGUGCCAAGCGAAUGCACGAGAGAGGGACAGGACGCAAAACAGCGUGAAUAUGGCGUUCAAUGCGUUGCGGCUUCUAAUACCGACGGAGCCACCGGAUCGCAAGCUCAGCAAGAUUGAGAUACUGCGCCUUGCCGGCAGUUACAUCACGCAUCUUGACAACCAACUGUAUACUGGUGUAAUGGAACAACCUUGUCUCCAGAGAAAUGAGUUCAAUUGCAAAAACAGUCCACUCUGUACUUUUUGUUGGUCGACAGUGAAAAAGGAUAUGUCAAGUAAAUCACUGAGCUUUGAUCCACCAUACUAG
This is a messenger RNA of Papilio machaon (common yellow swallowtail), 508 nucleotides long. Its product is annotated as basic helix-loop-helix transcription factor scleraxis. The coding region runs from base 29 to 508 and encodes 159 amino acids. The record is from RefSeq and is a predicted model, not a curated record. Gene Ontology annotation, biological process: regulation of transcription by RNA polymerase II; developmental process. The transcript has 4 exons. Lineage: Eukaryota; Metazoa; Arthropoda; Insecta; Lepidoptera; Papilionidae. Gene Ontology annotation, molecular function: DNA-binding transcription factor activity, RNA polymerase II-specific; RNA polymerase II transcription regulatory region sequence-specific DNA binding; protein dimerization activity.